Molecule: messenger RNA, 1475 nt
Organism: Erythranthe guttata (spotted monkey flower)
Lineage: Eukaryota; Viridiplantae; Streptophyta; Magnoliopsida; Lamiales; Phrymaceae
Gene: FNR1
Product: ferredoxin-NADP[+]-oxidoreductase 1
Molecular function (GO): oxidoreductase activity
Source: RefSeq, a predicted model, not a curated record
AUAAUCUUCUCUUUUAUUUUUCCAUCCAAAUAAUCUUUCUUUCCUUCAUCUCCUUCACCGAUUUUUCCAUUCCCCCCACUUCACUCAUUAUCAUAAUAUCAUCUCUCUCUUACUUUCUCUCUCUAACAUACAAUGGCUGCUGCUGUAAGUGCUGCAGUCUCACUGCCUUCCACCAAGUUCACUUCCCUUCAAUCUAAAACUUCCAUUCUAUCUCCUGAAAGAAUCAAUUUUAACAAGGUGCCGUUGUACUACAGCAGAAAUGUAACAAAAGUGGGGCCCAUCAGAGCUCAGGUAACGACAGAAGCGCCGGCAAAGGCGGAGAAGAUAUCAAAGAAACAGGAAGAAGGUGUAAUUGUGAACAAGUAUAGGCCUAAAGAACCAUACGUCGGCAGAUGCCUUCUCAACACCAAAAUCACGGGCGACGAUGCUCCCGGUGAAACCUGGCACAUGGUCUUCAGCACCGAAGGGGAGGUGCCUUACAGAGAAGGACAAUCGAUCGGUAUUAUACCUGACGGGAUAGACAAGAAUGGAAAGCCUCACAAACUUAGGUUGUAUUCUAUUGCAAGCAGUGCCCUCGGCGACUUUGGAGACUCCAAGACUGUAUCUCUGUGUGUUAAAAGACUCAUCUACACUAACGACCAAGGGGAAACAGUUAAAGGAGUUUGCUCAAACUUUUUGUGUGACUUGAAACCUGGUACUGAAGUGAAAAUAACUGGGCCUGUGGGAAAAGAGAUGCUCAUGCCAAAGGACCCUAAUGCUACCAUUAUUAUGCUUGGUACUGGAACUGGUAUCGCCCCUUUCCGCUCGUUCUUGUGGAAAAUGUUCUUCGAGAAGCACGACGAUUACAAGUUCAAUGGCUUAGGAUGGUUGUUCUUGGGUGUUCCAACAAGCAGUUCAUUGUUGUACAAAGAGGAGUUUGAAAAAAUGAAGGAGAAAUUCCCGGAUAACUUCAGACUCGACUUUGCAGUUAGCAGAGAACAGAACAACGCCAAAGGGGAGAAGAUGUACAUCCAAACUAGGAUGGCUGAGUACGCCGAAGAGCUAUGGGAACUGCUCAAGAAAGACAAUACCUAUGUCUACAUGUGCGGUCUCAAGGGCAUGGAAAAGGGUAUCGACGAAAUCAUGCUUUCCUUGGCCGCUAAAGACGGUAUCGACUGGUUAGACUACAAGAAGCAGUUGAAGAGAGCAGAACAAUGGAAUGUUGAAGUCUACUGAUUCAUCUUCUUAUAUAAUAUUAUAUAUAUCCAUAUAUAUAUAUAUACAAAUAUAUCGGCAUGCAUUGUGAUUUCUUCUUCUCUACUGAUGUAGAUAGGCAACUUUCUUUUUCGAAUUUGUUUCGUUCCCAAUCUUCUUCUACUUCUUUUUUCGAAUUUGUUUCCAUCUAUGGCACCUCUGGAUAUAAAAAAUGAAGGGCAUUGUCAAAAAAUGUUGAUAGUGAAACGAAUUAUAUCAGUUAUUUUUGUCCUCAAAUCAUU